Carassius gibelio (silver crucian carp) is the source of this 2943-nucleotide messenger RNA. RefSeq lists its product as uncharacterized. The coding region runs from base 1754 to 2371 and encodes 205 amino acids. The record is from RefSeq and is a predicted model, not a curated record. The transcript is spliced from 3 exons. Lineage: Eukaryota; Metazoa; Chordata; Actinopteri; Cypriniformes; Cyprinidae.
CUAUGAAAUGUUUUAUUUUUUCUUCACCACAUGUUUGAUUUUUUUAGCAUUUGCAAUUAUUCAAUUUUUCUUAAAAUAGCCUUAUAAAAUGUUUUUUCCCCUCAGAAAUUCUGUUGUGUAUUUAAAUUUUUCUGUUUAUCAAAUUAAGGCAUAAGGCAUAGAUUUUCUUUUAAAUAUUGAAAAGUAAGCAAACGUUAUAUUUUGGUAAACAAAUGGGAUUUACUAUUAAAAAUAAAACAUGAAAGAAAUAACAGCUGUAAACAAAGCAGAGCUGAGCUCACAAAUGCUGCUUUAUCAGGCAUAUGACAUGCAAGUCUUCCUUCAGAAAUUCGGUGAUAUAGAAACACCGGUGUCUCGUUUUGAUAUUUAAACAUAUAAAUGUAAGGAAUUAUUAUUAUUAUUAAACGUGCAGUACGUGCUCAUGUUUAUUCAACAAAGCCUUUUGGAAAAUCAUUUAGUUUUAAAAUCGUGGGGAGUCUCCAAGAAUAAAUAAAUGUAUGGGAAACACAUCCCACAUCACAACCACCUGAGCCCAACUUCAGUCUACUCAUCACCUUGACUUUAACUGCAUUUGUAGAAGGCACCGCAGCCAGACCGAUAUACACACCACAGACCAGAAGUUAACUUAGGGCCAGACGCAUGCGCCCCAUGAAACCAUCUAUAAGAUGACAUUUCAGCGCUUGAUAAACGGAAAGCGACUCCUACGAAGCACUUGAAGCACAGCUGUGCGAUUGCUUUACGUUCAUUGUUGGGAAAUGCUAAAUUGCUAGAAUUAUUUUAUGGUGUGCUUCAGACUUAUCCCUUAAUAAAACAUGAACAAAUACAUGGUGAACUACUGUAUUUAUUACAAAAAAAUUUUUUUUUAGACAGUAUUAUUUAUUUUCUUAAGCGAAAAAGAACUUCAAAUGCAGCCAAAAAUCUAACACCGCAAACUAAAAAUGGUAUUUUAGUUUUACAAUAUAACUGUAUAAAAAACUGCAACAAAUAAGUUUAGGAAUAUAAAAAAUGAUUUAUUAAUCAGAUAAUCUCUUUACAACAAAACAAGUAAAAAACAAGGAACCGUCAAGGCAUAAUUAUUUUUAAUAGAGAUGUAUUAUUAUUAUUACUACAUGGACAUAGCUAAAUCUACUGUAGGCUACAACAGUAGCUUAAUAUAUUGUCAAUUUGCUCACGUUAAACCGAACAGUUUUCACAAAUGAAACGUUAAAUUCUCAUGAAGUGACGGUAUAUGCGUUUGUGUCCUCAUAUAGUGACACACGGCAGAGACUACAAAACAGCGAGCUCCCGCGCACCUGCGCCCGUCACCCACAGAGAUGUAAAAUUUGCAGGAGUAAUAUUUAAAUAGUAUUUUACAGUUUAAUAUUCACAGACACUAGAUUGAGAAUGAGAAGUUGUCGUCAUAGCACAAAGCCCCUCCCUCGAUAUCACAGUCUCCGCCAUGUUGGAAGGAUACCAUCGGCGAAACAGGAUUGUUUACAUGUUUACAUGUGUUGUUAAGAGGAGGUUCUCGCAAUUCUGCACUGUUUUACCAUGCCUGGAAGUUACUGCUGCGUUAAAAACUGCUGCAGUACCUCACACGAUACAUAUGGGAAACAUAGGAACAAUGGAAUACAGUUUUUUUUUAAGUUACACCCAGCGCAAAACAGCGGUAUUUGGAGAAGCUCUCAAGCGGCACAGAGACCUGGACCAUUUACCUCCAUGCACACAUAUGGGCAUUGGGAAUUAUAUAUUUUUUAGUUAAAGUUACUACACAAUGCAGGAGUUUAAAAGCCACAAGUCUUUGGAAAGUUACGAGGCUUUCUGCUGUGGCUGGGUCCAUCUACUGCAGGUGAAGAAAACAGUGUUGUACUGGCCAAAGCUUUGGAUAGUGCUGGUAUGCCAGGGCCAGGCAUGGACAGAGUCGACAGCCUGGCGGAGUAUCUGGUGGAGCUUAGGAACCAGACCUCUGGUCCUCACCAACCAGCAGUUGAGCAAUACAAUUGCUCUUUGGCAGAACCUGCUUGAUUAUGAAAAGCAAAAGGUGGUGUUUGAUGCCAGACACCAGAGCAGGCUGGACACAGCGAGGUUCAGGUCCUCCAAGAAGAGGCAGGAGUUCACUCCAGGGGUGGAAAAUGUGAAGAGGCACGCUCUCACCACCACAGCCCUACUUGCCCAGUGGCCAGAUUGUUGUCGCCUGAUAGAGACCAUUUUUGUAAAGCGCUGCAACAUCCAUAAGAUUCCCAAAAAGAAGGGGACAAGCACAGUGUCCAGGUGGGUCCUCAUGUUGGAGGACAACAAGAAAAUCAGGCAGCGCAUUCUGGCCAAUGCUUCUGUUAUGCAGCAGACCACCCUGCAGCUGGUAGAUGUGAGUCACACAACAUUGGUUCAGUAGCACAACAAGAGCGUUAAAAGGGAGGACAGUGCAGUAUUGAUGCAAGGGCUGCAACUGCCUAGCCGCUUGUCUAUGGCGGCUGACCCUCUACUCCCUGCCAAUGUGCACGCAGCUGUGGCUCAGCUCACCAAUACCACCUGGCCAGUAGCACCGAGGGCCAGGCACAGACAAAGAGGAAGAGGAAAAAACCUUCAGCCACAGUGGUUUUGUCACCGCCAGCUGAGAGACCUCAAACCCAGCGACAACUGUCUCUGUAGAGACUGUGCCAAAGGAGCAAUGGUUGGAGGAUUUAAAAAAAAAAUGAAUAUGAAAAAUUAUUUGUGUAUAGUUCUUUUUCCUUUUUUUUUGAGUUUUAUUUAUUUGAGUUUUAUUUGUUUAAAGAAUGUACAAGAGCCAUGGACAUUUGAAAAGUUGUAUGUAUAUAGUUUUGUUUUCUGUUCUUUUGCACUUGCAAAGAAUGCACAAGAGUCAUGAAUAUUUAAAAAAAUUAUUCAUGUGUAUUUUGCUGUUUUCUGUUCUUUUGCAUAUGCAACAUUAUAACUAAAAUAAUACAAUUAUAAAAUUAUAAUUAC